UUUCAAGUUGCAAGUCAUUUUUACUCGGCUCAUUCGUUUCUGGUCUCCCUCGGAAGCUCAAGAGUAAUGACGAACAAUUCUGAUUUACCGUCCCUCGUUCGCCUCAAUAUCGGAGGACAGAAAUUCUGUACUACUAUUGAUACAUUGACUCAGCGAGAACCUGAUUCAAUGCUUGCAGCAAUGUUCAGUGGUCGACAUACUGUAUCCCAGGACUCUGUGAAGGGAUAUGUCUUUGUCGAUAGAGAUGGAAAACAUUUCCGUCACAUACUAAAUUGGUUGAGGGAUGGUGUUAUUCCCACUUUGACAGAUGCUGAAUAUUUAGAACUUCUGCGGGAAGCAGAAUAUUAUCAGCUGCUGGGACUAAUAGAAGAAAUUACUCCCAUCAUAAAUAAGAAGAAGGAAGCUGAUGAAGUAGAGUCUGAAUUAACUCGUGCAGAUAUCAUCAAGUGUAUACAGUCUGAGAGAGUCAGAUUUCGUGGCGUUAAUCUCUCUGGUCUUGAUCUCUCAAAACUGGAUCUUUCAUUUGUUGACUUCAGCUAUGCUUGUCUUAAGAAUGUUUUCUUUUCACGUGCCAAUCUUCAAUGUGCGAAAUUUCGGGAUGUAGAUGCCGAGUGUUCCAUCUUUCAUAAUGCAACCCUGCGUGAAUGUGAAUUUACUGGAGCGAAUCUUCGUGGAGCUUUACUAGCAGCUGCUAAUCUUCAGAGUGCAAAUCUACAAGAUGCCUGUUUGAUAGAUUGUAGUUUCUGUGGUGCAGAUCUUCGUUCUGCACACUUACAGAGUGCGGAUCUUACUAAUGCUAAUUUAGAGGGAGCUAAUCUGGAAGGAGCCAAUUUGAAGGGUGCGAAGUUAACAAAUGCCAAUCUGAAGUCAGCAAACCUUCAACGAGCCUAUCUGCGGCAUGUCAAUCUUCGAGAAACUCAUUUGGAAGGUGCAAAGCUCGACGGUGCUAAUUUGCUUGGAGCAAUCCGAUGAUCCUCGGUGAAAUACCUGUAUCUUUGGUAUAAAUCUAUAUCCGGAAUGUCUUUAUCCAUUCUCUUGCAAAUGAUAGUAUGUGGUAUGAAGAGACAUACAAAUCACAGUUGUCCUUAAUAAAUUUGUAAGACCAGUUUGUAAUUUAAUAUGGUGGAUUGUAAAUUAUUUUCGAACUUGUGCGUAGUAGCUAAUGAUUGGUGGUUAUUUCCAUCUAAAGAGAAGUCAAGGAUGUUGAUGCCAUGAAUCUUGACCUUCAAGCUAGAUUACGUCCUUGACGAAUCUUGUUGUAUAAUAUAUUGACUUUAUUCACAAUCAUAUUAUAUCUUUGUUA
Messenger RNA from Carica papaya (papaya), 1303 nucleotides. RefSeq names its product potassium channel tetramerization domain-containing protein / pentapeptide repeat-containing protein (gene FIP2). Gene Ontology annotation, molecular function: protein binding. Lineage: Eukaryota; Viridiplantae; Streptophyta; Magnoliopsida; Brassicales; Caricaceae. Gene Ontology annotation, biological process: protein homooligomerization. The record is from RefSeq and is a predicted model, not a curated record.